GAGCAGGACUCCUCCACCCACGUUUGGUGGAUCGCCGUCAUGGGGCCCCGAGCCCUGCUCCUCCUGCUGUCCGGGACCCUGACCCUGACCCUGACCCAGAACUGGAUGGGCCCCCACACCCUGGGAUAUUGCAGCACCGCCAUGUACGUACCCCUCGGCGAGAAGAACCGCUACACCGUCGUCAUCUACCUGGACGACACGGAGAUCCUGCGGUUCCAUAGUGACGCCUCCAGUUCCAGACUGGAGCCGAGGGUGCCCUGGAUGGAGCAGGAGGGCGCAGGGUUUUGGGAGGAACAGAUGCAGGAAAUAAGGCACAAUGAACAGACGAGCAGAGUGACCCUGAACAAGCUGCAGGUCUACUACAACCAGAGCGAGGACGGGUCUCACACCCUCCAGGAAAUGACCGGCUGCCUCGUCGGGUUGGACGGGCACUUCCUCCACGGGUUCAGUCAGUUCGCCUACGACGGCACCGAAUUCCUCUCCCUGGAUGAGGACCUGUGCUCCUGGACCACCAGGGCCAUGGCGCCCCAGAUCACCUGGCGCGAGUUGGUGCUGCUCCCUGAUGCGGACGUCAGGAGAUUCUUCCUGCAGGACACCUGCGUGCGCCGCCUCCACCGCCUCCUGGAGAAGGGGAAGGACACGCUGCUCCGAGCAGACCCUCCAAAGACACACGUGACCCACCACCCCAUCUCUGACCAUGAGGUCACCCUGAGGUGCUGGGCCCUGGGCUUCUACCCUGCGGGCAUCACCCUGACCUGGCAGCGUGAAGGGCAAGACCUGACCCAGGACAUGGAGGCUGUGGAGACCAGGCCUGCGGGGGACGGGACUUUCCAGAAGUGGGCGGCUGUGGUCGUGCCCCCUGGAGAGGAGCAGAGAUACACAUGCCAUGUGCAGCACCAGGGGCUGCCUGAGCCCCUGACCCUGAGAUGGGAACCCCCUCCUCAGACCAUCAUCACCACCAUGGGCAUUGUGGGCAUCGCUGCUGCCCUGGGUCUCCUUGGAGCUGUGGCUGCUGGAGCUGUGAUUUGGAGGAGGAAGUGCUCAGGCAGAAGCAAACAGAGCAACAUUCAGGCUGCCUACAGCAACAGUGCCCAGGGCCCUGGUGUGUCUCUCACAGCUCCUAAGGUGUGACAGAGCUGCCUUGUCCAGGUUUGGUGCUAAAACAGUCACUGCAGCCUCCCCUUGGGACUUUAAGGGUCCCUGACUGCAGUUUCUGCAACAAGUAUCUGAACACGUCUGCAUUAAAUAAAUUUAACUCUAUAUUUAUAUAUACGAAUUAAACAGAAGUGAUUUAGAUUAAAAGCUCCAAAGUGUAUCGUUUCCAGCAAAUAUUAUUCUAUGUACACCUUCAUCCCAUUUGUUAAGCUGUUAAUUUAAACUCACAAACUUACCAUGAGGUGUGCAGACAACCCAGGAGGGACAGACUGUCUGCCACGGACAAGGGGACCACACGGCUCCCCAGUGAUGUUCCUUGUGACCACCUGUGCUCCAUUGGCACUUAAGGGUUUCUUCCCAUGCAUCCGAAUGCGACCAUUUGGAGCCUCUGGUUUUCGCUGGUUGAGUCCCUGAUUCUAACCAGGUGCAUAUUUAUUGCCUAGGAGUCGUCCCAAGCUUUCAGGCCCUCCUCAUGUAGACCUCAGGGCUGUCUGUGUGGGGUGCACAGAGCUGACCAAUCAGAAGGUGAAGACACCUGCUUAAAGCAGGAAGUGUCCCAGCAUCCACUGUCCUUAAUCCACUGCAGACACUGCUCUCAUUCUGCAGAUGCUGAGUCCUGGAAGGUCAUGGCCAAGGAGCCCCCAUGACCUUAGUGGCUUCCUCUGAGAGUUCGUCCUCAAGGGAGAGCCCUUGGGCCACAGGGUCAGUCUGGCUACUGGACUGAGAACAGAAUCAGGAGACAAGGGACCAGCGAGGCAGGAGGGAAAGGUAUGGGGAAGCUCCCAGGGUUCCAGGCUGCAGGUGCUGGGUGUUCUGAUGGGGCUGUGAGUGGUGGAAACAGUGGGAAGGGAGUGGACACUGAAUGCAUUUGGAAGAUGGAUUUCCCAGCAUUUCCAAAGGAUUCAAUCUGGGGUGUGGGAAAGGAGUCAAGGAGGGCACCCCACAUUUGUACUGUGCCAGCAGAAAGAUGGGGUUAUAUCAGCAGAGACGAGGAAGAUACUGGCAGGAGUAUGUGUGUGGGAGGGAUGGGCAUUUCAAGGGUUCAGCUGAAGAGAAGGUCAAGGUGAGACGUCUGUUAUGAGCACCAGUGAGGAGUCAGGUUGGACAGAGGAGUGUGGGGACCUUGAGGAGAAAUGUCUGGGCUGGAGACAUAGGGGUAGAGGUGAUGCUACAAAAAUGACAUUUAAAACCAUGAGGGUGGAUGAGGCCACCAAGGGAGCCAGGACUGUGGAAGAUUAAAGAACAAGGACGGGACACUGCACCUCCCUGUCCUGACCGUGGGGACAUUCAUUCUGGUGACCCACUCAGGGGGGUGACAGGUAUCCCUGUCAAACAGUCACCGUUUGGUGUUUUUCAUUCAUCAGUAAUUUACAGGGAGACGUUCUGAGAUUGUCCUGCUGUGCCCUCACCGAUUCUACACUCACUCUGCUUAGUCCCUCUCAUAACUUCCACCCAAGUCAGCGAAAAUGUGGUUGUCCCGUGUCAGCCCUGGACACUUAUGAGUGCGGUGUAGAGUACAGCAGGGGAAAGUAGGAAGUGAUAUUGUUGUGACUACAUAUGGUGUCCGAUGGGUACUAGACUUUUCAGGGAGAUUGCUUAAUAAGUUAUAUAAAUGUAUAAUCAUGGAGUUCCAUGGCUGAAAGUAACACAACAUUGUAUGUCAACCGUAGUUAAAAAAUAAAAAAUCUCAUGGACAC
Messenger RNA from Artibeus jamaicensis (Jamaican fruit-eating bat), 2852 nucleotides. RefSeq names its product saoe class I histocompatibility antigen, A alpha chain-like. Gene Ontology annotation, biological process: immune response; positive regulation of T cell mediated cytotoxicity; antigen processing and presentation of endogenous peptide antigen via MHC class I via ER pathway, TAP-independent. The record is from RefSeq and is a predicted model, not a curated record. Gene Ontology annotation, cellular component: external side of plasma membrane. The transcript has 8 exons. Bases 40 to 1131 code for a protein of 363 amino acids. Lineage: Eukaryota; Metazoa; Chordata; Mammalia; Chiroptera; Phyllostomidae. Gene Ontology annotation, molecular function: signaling receptor binding; peptide antigen binding.